Manis javanica (Malayan pangolin) is the source of this 3505-nucleotide messenger RNA. It is a transcript of the gene TPP1, whose product is annotated as tripeptidyl peptidase 1. Gene Ontology annotation, biological process: proteolysis; central nervous system development. Lineage: Eukaryota; Metazoa; Chordata; Mammalia; Pholidota; Manidae. Gene Ontology annotation, molecular function: serine-type endopeptidase activity; tripeptidyl-peptidase activity. The record is from RefSeq and is a predicted model, not a curated record.
GGGAGGGGGGGUAUGGAAUAAAAGGCUCAUGUGAUCUGUCACAUGACAGCGAAUCUGCAAAAAGGCGGAAUGGAGCUCCGAGGCUGCCUCCUAGGGCUCCUUGCCCUCUUCGUCACCGGCAAAUGCAGUUACAGCCCGGAGCCUGAUCAGCGGACGACGCUUCCCCCAGGCUGGGUGUCCUUGGGUCGUGUGGACUCUGAGGAAGAACUGAGUCUGACCUUUGCCUUGAGGCAGCAGAACCUGGAAAGACUGCUGGAGCUGGUGCAGGCUGUGUCGGAUCCCAGUUCUCCUCGAUACGGAAAAUACCUGACCCUAGAGGAUGUGGCUGAGCUGGUCCAGCCAUCACCACUGACCCUCCUCACGGUCCAGAAAUGGCUCUUGGCAGCUGGAGUCCGGAACUGCCACACAGUGACCACACAGGACUUUCUGACUUGCUGGCUGAGUGUCCGCCAGGCAGAACUGCUGCUACCUGGGUCUGAGUUUCAUCGCUAUGUAGGGGGACCUUCAGAGAUCCAUGUUAUAAGAUCCCCACAUUCCUACCGGCUCCCAAGGGUCUUGGCCCCCCACGUGGACUUUGUGGGGGGGCUGCACCGCUUUCCCCCCACAUCAUCCCUAAGGCAACGCCCAGAGCCACAGGUGGCAGGAACUGUUGGCCUGCACCUGGGGGUGACCCCAUCCGUGAUCCGGGAGCGAUACAACUUGACAGCACAAGAUGUGGGCUCUGGCACAACCAACAACAGUCAAGCCUGUGCCCAGUUCCUGGAGCAGUAUUUCCAUGACUCAGACCUGGCUGAGUUCAUGCGCCUCUUUGGUGGGAAAUUUGCACACCAGGCAUCAGUAGCCCAUGUGGUGGGACAACAGGGCCGGGGCCGGGCUGGGAUCGAGGCGAGUCUAGAUGUGGAGUACCUGAUGAGCGCUGGUGCCAACAUCUCCACCUGGGUCUACAGUAGCCCUGGCCGGCAUGAGUCACAGGAGCCCUUCCUGCAAUGGCUUCUGCUGCUCAGUAAUGAGUCAGCCCUGCCACAUGUGCAUACUGUGAGCUACGGAGAUGAUGAGGAUUCCCUCAGCAGUGUCUACAUCCAGCGGGUCAAUACUGAGCUCAUGAAGGCUGCUGCUCGGGGUCUUACCCUGCUCUUUGCCUCAGGUGACAGUGGGGCUGGGUGCAGGUCUGUCUCUGGAAGACAUAAGUUCCGUCCCAGCUUCCCUGCCUCCAGCCCCUACGUUACCACUGUGGGAGGCACAGCCUUCCAGAAUCCUUUCCGAGUCACAGAUGAGAUCGUUGACUAUAUCAGUGGUGGUGGCUUCAGCAAUGUGUUCCCGCGGCCUUCAUACCAAGAGGAAGCUGUAGCCCAGUUCCUGAGCUCCAGCCCCCACUUACCACCAUCCAGUUACUUCAAUGCCAGUGGUCGUGCCUAUCCAGAUGUGGCUGCACUCUCUGAUGGCUACUGGGUUGUCAGCAACAGCAUGCCCAUUCCAUGGGUGUCUGGUACCUCGGCCUCUACUCCAGUGUUUGGGGGGCUCAUAUCCUUGAUAAAUGAACACAGACUACUCAGCGGCCACCGCCCUCUUGGCUUUCUCAACCCAAGACUCUACCAGCAGCAUGGGGCAGGACUCUUUGAUGUAACCCGUGGCUGCCAUGCAUCCUGUCUGAAUGAAGAGGUGCAGGGUCAGGGUUUCUGCUCUGGCCCUGGCUGGGAUCCUGUGACAGGCUGGGGGACACCCAACUUCCCAGCUCUGCUGAAGACACUGAUUAACCCCUGACCCUUUCCUGCCAGGAGUUGGUGGCUUGGUCCCUUUUUCUGCACUGAUGAAAGACCUACUGGACCUUCAAUUAUUGGCUACCGCAGAGAGCUUAUCUCCCUAAUCCUGAAAUGCUUUGAGCUUGACUUGACUCCUAGCCCUACCCUGCUCCAUCAUUCUCAGGGCUCUCUACUCCUGCCUCAGGAUCCUCUACAGAUGCUAUAACCAGUACUGUUUGGGAGCCUCCACCCUGCCCCCUCCCCACACACGCCUCCCUCUCAUUCUCUCUCUUUUCAACUAGGCUUUUCCAUUUCAUAUUCACUCUUCAGUUCAUUGCAAUUAGAUCUCUGCUCUUACUUUUUGACUCUUUCCUCCCCUGAUCCUGAGAAACAGUGGCCUCCCUGUUAUUUCAGCCAGUGCAUACUUCCCAAUCCUUGCUUUAUGAGCCCUCCAUCAUAGUUGCCCACCCACUCCUUCCUAGUUCCCAGAGCUUAACUUCUCUGACCAUUCCUUCUUCCUCAUUCUCUUUCUCUGCUUCCUCAUUGAGUGUGGGUGUGCUCCAUUGCUCCAUCCUUAGUCUUUUGUUCUUUUCACUUUACUCAUUGUCCACUGGAACAAAUCAGUCACUGGCAUCCACAACCAUUACUGUCUCACUAAAUCAGAUUUUCUGUCCAGUAAUGAUUGAUACCUCACAUGCAAGAUGUAUGUUACUUGAUAGUUCAUUAUCUUCCUUCCCAAUUGCAGACUGUUCUUUUGUUUCUUCUUGGUAAAUGAUACCAUACUCUUCUAACCAAGCCAGAAAACUAAAUGUUAUCCUACACACACAUCUUCACCUAUCUCCAGCACCACCUUCAAUCAACAAGUCCUACUGACUUAACAUCUUAAAUAUAUCUUUGUUGGUCCACAAGUCCUGACAAUUAUAUUUCCUGAGUAUGUCUAGAACUCAUGUGCUUCUCUCCAUCUCUAAUGCUACGACAUUAGCUUAGAGCCAUAUUCCCUUUCCUCUGAAUUGUAGGAGGCCCUUGACAAGUGUCCUUACUUCCUGCGCUUCUCUAAACCAUCUUCCUGAGUGAAAUGCAAAUCCCAUCUACUCAUUUACUUAAGACUCUUCAGAGAUUGAAGUUCAGGCUUUUUAUCAUGACUCACAAAUAUGAUCCGUUCUCUGCUAUUUGUUCCUGAUUAAGGAAUUUAUACUCCCAAAGUUUCCCUCAACACAAUUCCACUUUUGUUCAAGAUAUUCUGUGCCCUUAACAUGACCCCUGACUUGCAUUUGCUGGUUGAUUUCAAGGAUUCUUUCAAUACUCAGCUGGGAAGUCUUUUUGGCUCCCUGAAGCAAACUGAUUUUGGUAUGGCAGAAAAAUCCUAGAUUUUGAAACCAACCCUGUUUGAUUUUUUAUUCUGAUACAUACUAGGAGAGAACCUUAGGCAAGAAAGUUCAUCUGCCUUAGUUUUUUCAUUUAAGGGGGGUAUUAAUACCUGUCUCUCGCAAUAAGCAGGGAAUAGUUAAAUGGAAAAAAGUUGAUGGCGUGUUGACACAAAGUAGGCAGCAACUGUUCCCUUCCUUGCACUGCACACUAGUGUCUAUCUCUAGUACUUUAACUCCCACAUAGUAUUGAAAUUGCCAGUUUACCUGUUUGCCUCCUUUUCCAAGAUCAUUGGUGCCUGGAGGACUAGAAUCUUGCCCUACUUGACUGUGUAUUCCCAGGCCCUAGUUCAAGAUUGGCAAACAGGAAUUAAAUAAAUGAUUGCUACAUUGAAAUCCCAA